CACCCUUAAACUACUUCAUUGUACUAGUAGUACAUGGUGGACAUUAGUAUUUCUGUUGCUUCAUAGAUGUGGAACCGAUGGAAUUGUUUUACUUCGCCCUUUCUGUUGUGACUACUAUGCUCCUUGCUUGUCCUACUAAGCACACCCAAGCUCAAGGUAUUCCACCACCUGAAGUGAAAGUGGUCCCUGCUUACAUCCGACAGUCUGACUCUGUCAAUCUGACUUGUGAGACAUCUCUGUCUCCUUUGUCUUAUUGUUAUUUCUGCACAACACUUCAAAACUGUGACUGGAAGGGCUCUGAUUCAUGCAGAUUGGCACUCUCAGGAAAUGACUUGAUUGCAUGGUCAGGUCAAAGUGGGAUGGCAAAAAUUGAAUUGAUGUGUCACUAUUAUUUCAAUAAACAAGCAUCAGGGUAUUCUCCCCCUACUUCAGUCACCAUUGUAGGACCUCCACAACUCCAGGUGUCUCCUCAGCUCAUCAGUGAGACAGAUACAGUUCAUCUGAUCUGUCUGACACCUCAGUCCCCUCUUGUGUCUCAGUGCUUCUUCUUAGUGGGGGGAAAGCCUCUCGGUAAUCCAAUGCCAUCAUGCCAGCUACAGAGCACAGGGAAGGAUUUGAGCCACUGGGCUGGUGUGAGGCCACCUGCACAAAUGUCACUGAGUUGUUAUUAUACAGUUACAACUCCUCAACUGUCAUCUGACCCAUCUCAACCAGUCUCAAUUACUGUAGACUCUGGAAGAAGCUGGACUACAGUGAUAGUAAUCGUUGCAGUGAUCAUGUUUGUGGGAGGCCUGGUUGCCUCCUUUCUUUGCAUGAAAACCAGAAGAUGUGCAUUCAAAAGACCACGGGUAGAUGAUCCACAUGUUAGUCAUGGUAAUCUAAGUAUGGGAUCUAGGAGCACUACCACUGCUCCUGGUGUGAUGGGUGACAUGGCAAUGGCAUCUAAAGACAUGGCAAUGCCAUCUACAGCAGCAGCAGCCUCAGAAAUGACAGUGGGCCUGGAUCCUGAUUAUGAUUCUGUGUACCAUGUGUACAGCUCUAUCCCUGACGUCCCAAACAGCUCCAACCAUGAAGAGAGUCCCUACAGUCUAAUACCAGAAUAUACUCAUCUUCAGUCUACACAGGAGGAAAAUGACAUUUACAGUGUUGUGGAGAUAGACUGAUUUCAGUAUCUACACCUGACUAAUUGGUAAAGAAGAAAUCUGGUGAUUUUUCAAAUAGUUUUCUGUUUGUCGGGUUCACUGAGUACUGUUGGUACGAAAAAAGGGUCAACAAUUGGAUCCACUUAGCUCGAGUUGCUGCAGCCAACAGCUAGAGCUACCAGGUAGCUACAAUGGUACACUCCAGCACUGUAGCUGCCUGGCAGCUCUAGCAGUUGGCCGCAGCA
Messenger RNA from Alosa sapidissima (American shad), 1387 nucleotides. RefSeq lists its product as uncharacterized. The record is from RefSeq and is a predicted model, not a curated record. The coding region runs from base 78 to 1163 and encodes 361 amino acids. Lineage: Eukaryota; Metazoa; Chordata; Actinopteri; Clupeiformes; Clupeidae. The transcript is spliced from 11 exons.